AUGGUGACUUAUGCUGACUUGAACUAUGAGGACCUGGCGUGUUACCCCGCGAUGGAUGGACUCCCCUUGCCGGGAUUCGCGGACCCCCACCUGGGCAGGAGCCUGCCGCCCCCCUCGCUGAGCCAGAGCUCCCCGUACGGCCCCUCCGGGGUGACCCACCGCGCGGGGGCACCCGCCGGCAUCGGCAACGGCGACGCCUGGAAGCGCGAGAAGGAUGAGAUUUACGGGCACCCGCUGUUCCCGCUCCUGGCGCUGGGGUUCGAGAAGGGCGAGCUUGCCAACCCUGGAUGUGGGACCCAGGCAUCUGGGCUCCCGGCUCCCCCAUGUACCCACCUCGUUCCCCCCUUGCAGAUGAUCCAGGCCAUCCAGGUGCUGCGAUUCCACCUCCUGGAGCUGGAGAAGGUGCACGACCUGUGCGACAACUUCUGCCACCGCUACAUCACCUGCCUCAAGGGGAAGAUGCCGAUCGACCUGGUCAUUGACGACCGGGAUGGCUCCAAGUCCGACCUGGAGGACUACGCCUGCCCCAGCCUCUCCGACCAGGUGGGCCGCCCCGGGGCCCCGUACAGCCCCGAGGGGGCGCCCCUGGGGGGCUACGGCCUGGAGGGGCAGCAGCACCUGGGCGUCCGCCCCCCUGGCGCGAUGGGCGGCGUGGACAUGGCCAUGGGUGUGGAGGGGCCGUGGCCGUACAUGUGACACCCGUGUGCUGCGAGGACGUGUUCCCAGGAUGCACCAGGCCAGGCCGAGCAUGUGUCGCACCUGUGGCGGGCACGGGAUCCAUGCGCCCCCCCCCAGCUCUGCAGGGGCCCCCCUGGGAAGACAGGGUGCCCUCCCCACCCCCAGCUCCCCACGGCCC
Messenger RNA from Alligator sinensis (Chinese alligator), 856 nucleotides. Its product is annotated as homeobox protein meis3-like. The transcript is spliced from 8 exons. Lineage: Eukaryota; Metazoa; Chordata; Crocodylia; Alligatoridae. The record is from RefSeq and is a predicted model, not a curated record. The coding region runs from base 1 to 696 and encodes 231 amino acids.